UCAAGCCGUCAGAGGCCAAGCUGCUGUUAUGUGCAAUAAUAUAGAUAAAAUGAAAGUGAAAACGAAGUAAAGAAUAACUUAAAGACACACUCAAUAUUAAAAACAAUUGGAAGACUAGUUAAGAAAACCCAAAGGAGAGUUUACAGAGAUUUUAUUAAGUUAGAUUUAAAUUAAGUGAGAUAUUUAACGCGAAUAACAAUGUCCUUUCUAAGAGGAUCAGAAAAUUAUGUAUGGUGUACGACUAGUGUAUUAGGAAAGGGAGCUACUGGCGCUGUUUUUCAGGGUGUUAAUAAGAACAAUGGAGAACCAGUUGCUGUCAAGACUUUUAAUCAACUAAGUCACAUGAGACCUCACGAAGUGCAGAUGCGUGAAUUCGAAGUUCUGAAGAAAGUGAAACAUGAGAACAUAGUUAAAUUACUAGCUAUUGAGGAAGAACAGGAUGGAAGGGGUAAGGUCAUCGUUAUGGAACUAUGUACAGGUGGAAGUUUAUUUAACAUUCUUGAUGAUCCUGAAAAUACAUAUGGGCUUCAAGAGCACGAAUUUUUACUCGUGCUAGAACAUUUGACUGCAGGUAUGAAGCAUUUACGCGACAACAAUCUGGUACAUAGAGACUUAAAACCUGGUAAUAUUAUGAAGUUUAUAAGUGAGGAUGGCACUACCACAUAUAAGUUGACAGAUUUUGGAGCAGCAAGAGAGUUACAAGAGGAGGAGCAGUUUGUAUCCCUGUAUGGAACUGAGGAGUACCUUCACCCUGAUAUGUAUGAACGAGCAGUUUUAAGGAAACCAAUAGGGAAGAGUUUUGGAGCAACUGUGGACUUGUGGUCAAUAGGAGUGACACUUUAUCAUGUAGCCACAGGACAGUUGCCUUUUAGGCCAUAUGGGGGGCGGAAAAAUAAGGAGACAAUGUUUUAUAUUACAACAAAGAAAGCUUCUGGAGUCAUUUCGGGCACACAAACAACUGAAAAUGGACCUAUAGAGUGGUGUCGUGAUCUACCUUCACACUGCCAGCUAAGUGUAGGUCUCCGGAAACUAGUCACACCAUUGCUGGCUGGACUACUGGAGGUGGACCCGCAUAGAAUAUGGACUUUUGAGAGAUUUUUCUCAGAGGUUCAAACAGUAACAUCGACAAAACCAGUUCACAUUUUUCAUGUGAAUAAAGCAGCUAGCAUAAAGGUUUUCCUGAAACCGGAGGAAAAAUAUGAGCAUCUGCAGACGUACAUCUGCGAACAGACGAGCGUUGUCGCGGAAUCCCAGAUCCUACUGCACAAGGAUGUGUUACUUCUCAGUGAAAUAGACGAAAAUACUCUCGGUAAGAGUUAUCCGGAAACAACAGCCGACGUGCCCCUGAUGCUCUUCAACAAGAAUAACAACAACGUCAGUAUGGCACCGGAGCCCGAGGUACCUAAGUUCCCCGUAUUCCCGAACAUCGUGUCCGUCGAAAACGACGCCUCGCAGGCCAAGACGGCGUGCAGCGUCGGGCACGUCGUCAAGCGGCGCGUCGAGGCGCUGUGCGCCGCGUCCGUGCUGUGCGGCGCCUGCGUGACGCGCUGGGGCGCGCUGCUGGCCGUGCGCCUGGCCGCCGUGGCCACGCGCGCGCACGCGCUGGCCGCGCACGCCGCGCGCCUGCACGACGCGGCGCGCGCGCUCGACCUGGCCGCCGCCGCCGCGCUGGCGCUGGCCCCGCGCGCGCCCGCGCCCGACGCCUGGGCCGCGCCCGCCGCGCUCGUGGCGCACGAGGCCGAGGCGCUGCGGGCGGCGGGCGCGGCGCUGCGCACGCGCCACGCGGCCGCCGCGCUGCGCGCCGACUGGGACGACGCGCUGCUGCACGCGCCGUGCCCCAGCGAGCUGCGGCUGCACCUCAAGGCCAAGACGCUGGUGGAGCGGCUGCGGGAGUCGUGGCAGCACCUGGUGCGCGACCGCGCCACGCGCUCCAUGACGUACAACGACGAGCAGUUCCACGUGCUGGAGCGCAUCACGGUGGCGGAGACGGGCCGGCGCGCGCGCGCCCUGCUGCAGCGCGCCGCGCCGCUGGCCCGCGCGCGCGCCGACGCCAUCGCCGACUGGUACAAGGUCGCACAAACGGUUUUCCUGCAAACUCAGAUCCUGGACAAGGACCUGUCGAGCACCGAGCUGAAAGUGCUGGCGCUGGCGGCGCGCCUGCAGGACGCCGAGCACCGCACGCGCGCGCUGGUGGGCGACGCGCAGGCGCAGGCGCAGGCGCAGCUCGGCGCGCUGCGGCCCGACGCGGGCGAGGGCGCGGCGCGGCGCGAGGCGCGCGCGGGGGUGGCGGCGGGCGGCGCGGGCGUGCGCGCGCUGCUGGCCGCGCACGACGACGUGGCGGCCGCCGUGGCCUGCAGCUCGGCGCUCGUGGCGCGCCUGCUGCACCUCACGGCCGACGCGCCCUAGCACAG
Molecule: messenger RNA, 2411 nt
Organism: Vanessa atalanta (red admiral)
Lineage: Eukaryota; Metazoa; Arthropoda; Insecta; Lepidoptera; Nymphalidae
Gene: IKKepsilon
Product: inhibitor of nuclear factor kappa-B kinase subunit epsilon
Exons: 6
Coding region: 199-2406 (735 amino acids)
Biological process (GO): peptidyl-serine phosphorylation
Cellular component (GO): cytoplasm
Molecular function (GO): ATP binding; protein serine/threonine kinase activity
Source: RefSeq, a predicted model, not a curated record